AUGACUAAACAUUCAAACAAACUUUCAACUACUACAAGUUCAAAGAGUGAUCAUCAUUCAACAGAUUUUGAAGUUCACCGUAAUUGGCUUGCAAUAACAUACAGUUUGCCGAUAAAAGAAUGGUACGUAAAUGCCAAGUCAGAAUGGACCUUGGAUUACCCUCCUUUUUUUGCAUGGCUGGAAUUUUUAUUCAGUCAAAUUGCCAAAUUUGUUGAUCCCGAAAUGCUCAAAAUUGACAAUCUGAAUUAUGAUUCACCUGAAACAAUAUUUUUCCAAAGAACAACAGUCAUCAUUGCAGAUUUGAUGUUUUUAUAUGGAGUUCGAGAAAUUGGAAAAGUAUUUUGUAACUCUCAAAAUAAUUUUAUGGUAUUUGGUUGUCUAUCAUUGUGUAAUAUCGGUUUACUGAUGGUCGAUCAUAUACAUUUUCAAUACAAUGGAUUUUUAUUGGGAAUACUUUUAUUGUCAAUAGCAAAAGUUUGCAAAAACGAAACCCCAGCGUUUAUUGUUUGGUUACUUAAAUGGUAUUGUUUUAGAGAUAAUAAAUUUUUUACACGAUUAACUCAACUUGGAGUGAUCGUGUUAACAAUCACAUUUGUCUCUUUUGGGCCGUUUUUAUCUCAAUUGCCACAAGUGUUUUCAAGACUUUUCCCGUUUAAACGAGGUUUAGUACAUGCUUACUGGGCUGCAAAUGCCUGGGCGUUGUAUAUUGGUGCAGAUAAAAUAUUGUCCGUAAUUUCGAAACGAUUUGGUUGGGUAGCAACUACAAAAACUGCAUCAAUGACUGGUGGUCUAGUACAAGAAGAUACCUUAGCCAUUUUACCAACUCCUACGCCUUUAGUUACAUUCGUUGCUACACUUUUAUCAAUACUGCCUGUUAUUUUUUUAAUAUUAAAGAAGAAACAAAAACAUCUACAUCGAGAAGAUUUUGUAAGAUGUAUUAUUUUAUGUGCAUUAAGUUCAUUUAUAUUUGGAUGGCAUGUCCAUGAAAAAGCAAUUUUAACCGCAAUCAUUCCAUUAAGCCUUUUAGCUACUCUCAAUAAAAAUGAUGGUAGAAUAUUCAUGAUUCUGAGUUCAGCAGGACAUACAGCUAUUCAACCUCUUCUCUUUCCAUAUGAUUUAACUUUAUUAAAAAUUUUAAUGCAUUUUAUUUAUUCACUCGCUGAAAUUUUAUGCUUCCAAGAACUUUUUAAUUCAUCACUAUUAAAAAUUCACGAGUGGAUAUAUGUGAUAAUUUUACCUUUUAUAACAAUUUAUGAAACUGUUAUUCAUAAAAUUAUUUUUGGACAACAAUUACCAUUUCUCCCACUGGCUCUAACUUCAAUUUACUGUGCAAUUGGCGUUAUUUACUCAUGGGUACUUUAUUACUAUGUAUUUUAUACUAAUUGUACCGUGACUGACAUAGAAAGCAGUAAUGUGAAAACAAGUCAAAAAGUACAAACUAAAGUUGAUAAAAUAAAAAAACGCAAUUAA
Molecule: messenger RNA, 1470 nt
Organism: Cotesia congregata
Lineage: Eukaryota; Metazoa; Arthropoda; Insecta; Hymenoptera; Braconidae
Source: the annotation of a GenBank genome assembly